Messenger RNA from Nothobranchius furzeri (turquoise killifish), 2235 nucleotides. RefSeq names its product UTP4 small subunit processome component (gene utp4). Gene Ontology annotation, biological process: maturation of SSU-rRNA from tricistronic rRNA transcript (SSU-rRNA, 5.8S rRNA, LSU-rRNA). The record is from RefSeq and is a predicted model, not a curated record. NCBI's taxonomy places the organism in Eukaryota, Metazoa, Chordata, Actinopteri, Cyprinodontiformes, Nothobranchiidae. Gene Ontology annotation, molecular function: RNA binding; protein binding. Gene Ontology annotation, cellular component: small-subunit processome; 90S preribosome; t-UTP complex.
CGGCUUUACUUCCGGUUUAGAGGUCACCAACGUGGUUGCUGGUGUUUUGAAACGUGUGAUGCAAAAAAAGUACAUUUGACAGAAACAGGAGAAAGAGAUGGGCGAGUUUAAGGUGAAUCGUAUCCGUUUCUUCAACCACAUGCCCAGCGCCAUCCGGGUCAUGGCGUUCAACAGCCACACGGAGCGGCUGGCGGUGGCCCGAGCCGAUGGCGCCGUGGAGAUCUUUAACUUUGCUGACAACUACUAUCAAGAGAAGGUGAUUCCUGGUCGGGAUGGAAAAGCCGUGGAGGCGCUGUGUUGGGUGGGCCGGCGUCUGUUCAGCGCCGGUUUGGAUGGAGAGAUCACAGAGUAUGACCUGGAGAACCUGAGGCCCAGAAACAGCAUGGAGGCCUACGGGGGGCCCAUUUGGACCAUCAGCAGCAACAGUCAGGGGACCCUGCUGGCGGCUGGGUGUGAGGACGGCACCGUGAAGAUGUUCGAGGUUUUGGAGGACAGGAUUCAGUUUCAGAGGAACCUCAGCAGACAGAAAGGUCGGAUCAUUUCCCUGUCCUGGCAUCCGACUGGAUCCCAGAUCGCUGCAGGAAUGUUGGACAUGAUCAAAAUCUUCGACGCAGAGACGGGUCACGCCACACACAGACUGCUGGUGGAGCGAGGCCUCCAGCGAACCUCUAACAGCCAGGAGGUGGUGGUGUGGAGCGUCGCCUUCUUGUCUGACCACACCAUCAUAAGUGGCGAUUCUGCUGGAAAGGUCCAGAUCUGGGAUGGCAUCACCGGAACGCUGGUCCGGACUCAUCUGCUCACCAAGUGGGACGUCCUGGUUCUAGCCGUGUCACCGGAUGAGAGCAGCGUGAUCGCUGGAACGUCGGAGGGAACCGUUGUCCAGUUCCAGUUCAUCUCCUCCACGGUGGACCAGCAGGACAAGCAGUGGGUCAGAACCAGGACCUUUAAGAGCCACUCGCAUGACGUGAGGGCGCUGGUUCACACCGACACGGCUGUGGUUUCUGGAGGAGUGGACACCCAACUGGUGGUGCGACCCCUGCUGGACAAAGUGGAGAAGAACACCCAGGAGUCUGCGAUGCGUAAAAUCAUUUUCCCUCAUAGAAAUCUCGUUAGCUGUGCAAAGAAAGCUGGGCUGCUCCUCUUCCAGUUUUCUGAUCAUUUGGAGCUGUGGAGGCUUGGAGAGAGCGACGGGAAUGGUAAACCAGGUGACCGUCUACCUGUGAAGAGGAAUCCAGAGAAACUGAUCCAGCUCAAGAGGAAGGGUGAGGAUAACAUCUGCUGUAGUGCUUUGUCUCCAUGCGGAGGCUGGUUGGCGUACGCCACCGUCUCCAGCGUCCGUCUCUACAGGCUGCAGCUGGACAACAACAUCAGCAUCAACAAGGUGUCCAAACUCCCUAAAGAACUGAACUCGGUCCAUCAGCUGAGUUUCUCCUCUGAUUCCUCCAAACUCUUCGCCUCCUCCAUUCUGUCGUCAGUCAUCGUCGCUUCUGUCAAAGAGCUGGAGUGCAAAUAUCUUCAUACCUUCAAACCCCCGUCUGACUCCAGACAGCCUGUCCACCUGCUGUCUCCCAGUGAGGACGGUAACUGGUUGGCCACAGCAAACACAGGUGGAGAGAUUCAUGUCUUCGACGUUCACAAGCUAAAGCUCCACUGCUCGGUUCCGGUGUGUGGAUCCUGUCCGACGGCUGUCUCCAUCCACCCGUUCAGCUGCAGCCUCGUCUCCGUUCACGCGGACCAGCAGAUCUUCGAGUUUUCCCUGAAGCAGAAGGAGUUCACGGCGUGGAGCCGGAAGCUACAGAAACAAGGAAUGCACCCGCUGUGGCUGCAGAGGGACGCUCCCAUCACCCGGGUCACCUUCAAUCCCAAUAACCCGACUCACAUCCUUCUGCACGACACCUCCAUGUUCUGCAUCGUCGACCAGAUUCUGCCGCUUCCUGAAGAGAAGACGAGGUUCUACAAUCAGUCGGUUCUCCAGAGUCUUUCUUUGGGAGAACGGCUCAGAAACAGCCACGCCUUCAAGGUGUACAGGAACUUCCAGAACCUCCUGUGUGUGGACCUGAUGGAGGACCACUCCCUGGUCGUGGUGGAGCGCCCCCUGCUGGAUAUCGUGUCUCAGCUGCCGGCGCCGGUCCGACAGAAGAAGUUUGCCACAUGAACAACGUUUCUACCACAGAACUGUUCCUCUAGUCCUGGUUUUAGGAGAUGUUUUGUUAUAAAUACAAAUACUUACUGUGA